Molecule: messenger RNA, 366 nt
Organism: Cetraspora pellucida
Lineage: Eukaryota; Fungi; Glomeromycota; Glomeromycetes; Diversisporales; Gigasporaceae
Source: the annotation of a GenBank genome assembly
AUGAAUGCCGUAACUUCUGUUGCAGCCAGUUUUAUAAGCGCUGAAAAGGAAUAUGGGCUAGCUAUUUACAAUGCUGAUAGAAAGGAAGAGUCUGAAAAAAUUGAUAAAGAUCUGAAGGAUACAGAAGAAAGCUUUAAGAACUUUGAUGAUGUAUCUAUUCAACAAGUAGGCCUUGUACAAUCCCAAAUAGCUAAACAACCAAAUGAUAAUCUUGUGAAAAGGAUUAGCCCAAAGGAACUAUCUGACAUUCCUGCUUCACAUAAAACAAAUGUUUCUAAUGCUAUUAAAAGGUUUUACAAGGGGUAUAAAACGAUUAAAGGCCAAGAACCCGAUGUAGUUGAAGAGAAUGAUAAUAUGGAAAUCUAA